Messenger RNA from Cygnus atratus (black swan), 3612 nucleotides. It is a transcript of the gene TMEM50B, whose product is annotated as transmembrane protein 50B. The record is from RefSeq and is a predicted model, not a curated record. NCBI's taxonomy places the organism in Eukaryota, Metazoa, Chordata, Aves, Anseriformes, Anatidae. The transcript is spliced from 7 exons. Gene Ontology annotation, biological process: protein targeting to vacuole; late endosome to vacuole transport via multivesicular body sorting pathway. Bases 1606 to 2082 code for a protein of 158 amino acids.
AGAGAGGCUGAUUCAACUUUUGAGCUGAGCUUCUUGUGUGGUAUGUUGUCAUUCUGCUUCGUUCACCGAAAUAACACGUUGCUAGUUCUAACCCGAGUGCUGGAACCUGCCAAGUGUUAUUUCUACGGAGUAUAACCGUCCUCGUUAUGUUUCAGUCACCAAUUCGUUCUUGCCAGUGUUCUUCUUGUGUUCCUGUUUACUGGACGUGAGAAAUGCUUCUUGAGAGCCUGUCUGCCCACAGGAGGAAAAGGGGAGGAGACAGAUCAUAGGAAGGGCAUCAAAGGACAGCUAAUGCAAGGGGUUCACUUGUUUUCUUGCUGUGAAGUAUGUGGAGGUAAAAAGUUUAAACCUGGAGAGUGAGUUUUGCACCUUUAUUCAGGUAAAAAAAAGUCCAGCGCCUGUCUUUGAGAACUUGAAAACAUCCUUCUGAAAAUUCAACAGGGUUCUGUCCGUAUAAAAGGAUGUAUUUGGGCUAAAACCUACGUCUGUGCCAUGUUAACCUGUCUGAGGGUAGUCUUCAGCCUUGCUGCUGUGAUUUUGGUGGAGACUCAGCUUCGCAGUGCCGCAGACCUUUUGCGGCUGAGGUAUAGCUUAUUGUUUCCUUCCUUCCCUGCUGCUGCUGGUGUUGAGAAGUGACACCUACAGAACACCACAGACCGUGCUGUGUAGCAGCUAGCUGUUUGUUCAGCAACUUGUGAGCGGGUGGCCAACCUGUCACACUCGGGCUGGCUCCAUACUCUCAGUCCCUUCCAGCGCGUCUGAGGCGCGCUUUGCUUCCCUGCUAAACGAAGGCACCUCCAGUAUGGGGAAGUUGUUGGUUGGACCUCGGGCUGGACGAAUUGCUCCAGCGCCCUGCGGUCUGCUUCCUGACGUCUGUUGUUCCGAGAACCCCGCAGCCCUUACUCAUCAUUCCCUCCGUCGGGUGCACGUUCGGUCAGAGAUGGCCACGUCCUCUUGCGGAGAGGAGUACCCACGCCUCGGCUGCUGCACGAGGCUGGCAUUCAGUAACUCAGGAAGAGGUGCGGUUAUCACCACUUGCCAGCCGUGUAUCUGUAAAGUCUGUACACAGGGAAUAGAAUCGUAGGGAGCUGUCUGAGAGAAAUGCUUAAUUAUUUUUACUGUUAACUGGGGCUCUCUUGAAUUACUUCUGUGAAAGACUCUGUUGCAGGUUUCUGGAUAGCAUCAGUUAAUGUUUAGAUCGUACUAUAAAAAGGCCAGUGGCAUUACCCCCUCUGCUCCCCGUUACUGCCGGUUGUACUCUUGCAGUAAGCUUCCUCUGUGAAAUCAAAGCUUGUUUCUAGCACUAGACACAUGUAGAAAUCAUUCUAGACUUUGUCUUUAUCCUGCUGCAGGUUCUCCGUGCCGUGUAUCUCCAUGCUUGCCAUUCCAGUGAAACAGGAAAAUUGCGUAGUCGGUUACACAUCUUUGCUGUAGAAAGGCUGCCAGCAGAUAGUGUUUAUCUCAUGUAGUCACGGUAUCUCGGGUGCUUCUCUUCUGAGCACAGACAGAAGAUUAAAGCAAAGUGCAGGUACUUAGGACACGGCUGUUGAUGGAAGAAUUCAUGUAUAAGUACAAACUAAGCAAGGCAAUCUAAUCUUUGAGGACAUGGCAGGGUUCUUAGAUAAUUUCCGGUGGCCAGAAUGUGAGUGUAUCGACUGGAGCGAAAGAAGAAAUGCUGUUGCUUCAAUAGUUGCAGGUGUAUUGUUUUUCACAGGUUGGUGGAUAAUGAUAGAUGCUGCAGUAGUUUACCCUAAGCCAGAACAAAUGAACCACGCGUUCCAUACCUGUGGGGUGUUUUCAACACUAGCUUUUUUCAUGAUAAAUGCUGUAUCAAAUGCUCAGGUGAGAGGAGACAGCUACAGUGACGGAUGCUUAGGAAGAACAGGUGCUCGUGUCUGGCUCUUCAUUGGCUUUAUGCUGAUGUUUGGUUCGCUUAUUGCUUCAAUGUGGAUUCUUUUUGGAGCCUAUGUUACACAGAACACUAAUGUUUACCCUGGAUUAGCAGUGUUUUUCCAAAACGCAUUGAUAUUUUUCAGCACACUGAUCUACAAGUUUGGAAGAACAGAAGAGUUAUGGGGAUGAGAGCUCAUGUCUAGCACUGUCUAUUCCGUAGUUGCUAUGUUGUACUCAGUAUGUAGAUAUACUUACGUUUAUUUGUUCUUGUUUUGCUUUCUAAAUUGUACGAACUGAGACAAAUUAUGGUUUCUGUAAUAAGCUCCCUCUUUUCAUAGAACAGAUUUGUGAAUAUGUACAUAUGACUGUAUAUAUCUUAAAAAGGGAAAGUCAGGCUUUCUUUCUGAAACCUUCAGGCUCAUUUCUUCAAAUACAUGAGUUUCCAUCAACUCUUAAGACUUGAUCUUCCAAACCCUCACGUGUGAGAGAUUUUGGUCAACCUACAAGUGAAUAAGCAGGAUAAAGCCUGUACCCUGUGAAAGGGGUUGUUAUUUUUAUGUGUAGUUUAGCUAUAGCUCAUUUUUCAAGAGUUGACAGCAAGGGCUGCUUCUAUACCUGAAAGGGAGUAGUCAGCUCAUGAAAGUGACCCAGCUAAGCCUGAAUUUUGUGAGGGUAAGUUCUAUUGUAUGCUGAGAUAAGGGUUGAUUUUUGUAUUUUUCUGAACAGUUAUAUACAAUUCUUAAGUAGCUAUUUUUUUGUAAAAGGUUAUGAAUUUUUAAACGAGGCCCUAUUUUAAGUAGGUUCUGCAUGGCAAACCAGCUGUUCUUGACUGAUUGCUAUAGCACAAAUGAAACUUGGUAGCAGCAUAGAAUUAAUUUCAUGCUGCUCAGUGUGAUAGAUAACAAUUAGCAUUUACUGUAUUUACUGGAAUUUAAAAACCCUGAAACUGAUGCCAAUCACACUUCAGGAAUAUAAAUAAUAAAUGCGAGUCACAUUAACAUCUUUAAAAUUAUGCUAGCAUAGAUUUUCUUCAGGGGAUAGCUUUUUGCUGAUAAAUGAACAGUUAUCCUGCUGCCUAUUACCUUAGGUAACGAUAAAGGUGAGCAUUUCAAAUGGGAAUAUACUAUAUGUAUUUAUUGCUGACAAUCUUACAUUGAAAUAAUUGCCAGUUUUAGGGCUGCCACUUGCCCCAGUUAAAAUGUAUCCCCUAAAUCUCAUGGGCACUUUAUGGGAAUGCAUCCAUUAUUGAAAUCCAGUUUCUUCUAGCUGGUGCACACAGACAGGGAGAACAGUGAUGUUUUAUAGCUUUGGACUGAUCUUCCGUAUUCAUCUUGCUGAUGGUGACUUCCUUCUAAGUUCUCUGUGUUUUUAAAGCAUUCAAAUCUACAUUGUGUCUAAAAGCUUUUAUAACUUUCCAUGUAUCAAGAUUGCUGACCAAAUGGCAUUAACCUUCAGAAUGUAAUUUAUGUGCAUGGUUACUGUAUACUGUUAGUCAUCUAAUUGCUCCCUUGUGGGAAUCUUUCCAGUGGACAGAAUAUGAAGCAAAUAACUGCAGCUGAAAUUGUGCUACUGGCUAGACUAACUUCUAUCCUGAUUUCAUCAUCGGGCAGUGAGUUACGAGAUAUUCACUGGUGUUCAUCAUAGCUUUGUACAUAAGUUGUCUGUUUGGUUGUAAUUCCAGAAAACUGCAAUAAACUUUAUCUUAUGUUCUCCAGAUAA